UAUCAAAAUUUGAUGUAUCAUUCCGUCGUAAAGAGGUUCUGCAGUUUCAAGUUUAGUUCAGUUAAAAUUUUAGUUCUAUUCCCACAAUGUCCACGGUGAACAAGGAAAUGCCACUGUACGAUCUGGCCCAACAGGAUUACCACGUCCUGGAGGAAAUGAUUUCCACAAAACCCUCGUUGAUAACGCAGAAAGAUUCGAACGAUCGCUUCCUACUGCACUGGGCAGCCCUGCGUGGCCGCGAACUGAUGGUGGAGGAACUGCUAAAGAAGGCACCGGAACAGUUGGACGCCGAGGACGACACCAGUGCGACGCCGCUAAUCCUGGCGACGUUGGGCGGUCAUCUGAGCACGGUUCGACUGCUGGUGGCGAAAGGUGCCACCGUUAAUCAUCGCAACUGGCAGGGCCACUCGUCGCUGCAGUACGCCUGCUCCAAAGGACACCUGGAGAUUGUGAAGCAUCUGCUCGAACAGGGUGGUGCCGAUGUUAAUGUGGUGGAUAAACGCAACGAUACUCCACUGCAUCGGGUGGCAUCGCAGGGGAGGGUGGAGAUUUUGAAAUACCUACUGGAACGUUCAGCCGCAGUUGAUGUGCAGAAUGCCGAAGGCAAUACGCCGUUGCAUUUGGCCUGCGAGGAUGAACAGACGGCUUGUGCACUGCUGUUGGUUGAACGUGGUGCCUCCGGCACCGUACACAAUAAGGAGCAGAAAACGCCGCUUGACCUGGCAAAGCCAGGCUUGCGGCGAAAUUUAAAAACAAAGCUAGGAAUAAGUGAUUAA
Messenger RNA from Sabethes cyaneus, 776 nucleotides. Its product is annotated as 26S proteasome non-ATPase regulatory subunit 10-like. Lineage: Eukaryota; Metazoa; Arthropoda; Insecta; Diptera; Culicidae. The record is from RefSeq and is a predicted model, not a curated record. Gene Ontology annotation, molecular function: protein binding. Bases 87 to 776 code for a protein of 229 amino acids. The transcript is spliced from 2 exons.